Molecule: messenger RNA, 4088 nt
Organism: Prorocentrum cordatum
Lineage: Eukaryota; Dinophyceae; Prorocentrales; Prorocentraceae
Source: the annotation of a GenBank genome assembly
GGUUACCACAAGGCGAAGUUCCUGCUGGACGAGAAGCGCCCAGAGCUCUUUGUCAGCACUCCACCCUGCGGGCCCUGGUCGAUAAUGCAGAACGUCAACCAGCGCGACGACAGGCAGAGGCAGAACCUUCGCAGGAAGCGCCUCAAGAGCCAGCGGAUCUUCGAGAACAACAAGAGGCUCAUAGAGCACCAGGUGCUCAACCUGAACGGCUCUGCCCUCGCCGAGCAGCCACACAACAGUCGGUCGCGGCAAAAGACCUGCUGGAAGGAUCUCCACAAGAUACUCCCUUACGAGGUGAUCGUGGACGGCUGCGCCUGCGGACUGAGAGCUCCCGAUACAGGCGAGCUCAUGAAGAAGCGCUGGAAGUUUCUCACUAACGACAAGAGGAUCUGGGUGGCCCUACAGCCGCUACAAUGCCGUGGAGGACACUACCACGAGGAGAUUGAGAGCAGCCUGAGGACUGAGGCUUCGGGCUACUACCCCAAGAUGCUGCGCCGCCGGAUCCUCCGAGCUCUGACCAAGAGCCAGAACAAGAACUACUUCGAGGACGAGGUUGCGAAGUGCCUCUGCAUGGCAGCUACCCAGCAGCCACCGACGGAGCCUACGCUUGUGGAGGAUGAGCCGUCGAUUCCACCUCAAAACGGCAAGGAGACUCACGACCUCACCAAAGAGACGAUCAAGAAGAUAGAGAGCUACAUCAGGCUGGUGCACACCAACCUUGCCUCAUCAGCAGAGCAGCCACAGAAUGGUCACGAGGUUCUCUUCGACGCCUUCUCAUGGAUCCGUCGCAGCAAGAAGACGAACGUGAUGGCGCUGGCGAUCCUCGACGCCGGCUCAGACAUCCUCUACGUGCGACUGAUCGACGAGAAGGAGAUCCCGGGUACGACUCGACAAGUUCGUGCCGGCGACCUUCGACAUAUUUUUGCGACAAAAUGGUUUCCUUGGAUGGGGCGCCCGAAGGUCAUGCGCUACGAUCCCGCUGGCAGCGCCAUCUCCAACGAGUUCCACGAGUGGAUCGAGAGCCAGGGAGUCUACUGUCUUCCUUGCGCGGCCGAUGCCCACCGGCAGAUCGGCAAGAUUGAGCGCGCGAUCGAAGCUUUCAAGGAGGUCCUAGAGGCUUUCGACGAGAUGGUCUCAGCUGAAGUGCCUACCAGCGAGAUGAUUGGACUCCAGACAGCUGCCAGGAACGACCUGAUCAGGAUUGAUGGAUUCAGCCCACUGCAGCGCUAUGCCGGACGGACCCCGACGGGGACCACGGUUAACUUGUCCGACGAACCGAACAACCUGCCCCUCAUCAGCACCGAGCUGCAGGAUGGCACCUUCAGCAGGGACGCCCAAGUUCGACGCCUGGCGCGGCUGGCUCACAUCCAGACCGAGAACUCCGACCGAGUCAAACGGGCGGAAGCCGCGCGCUUCAGGUCCUUCAAAAGGUACGAGACGGGCGACCUGGUCUUCGUCUACAGGAGGCCCCCACCAGGAGCCUGGAUCAAGAAGGGCCAACCUCGCUCCAUGCCUGGGCGAGGCCGCUGGUACGGACCUGGACGAGUACUCUGCCACGAACCAUCGAGCUCGGGACAUCGACCUGGUCUACCUGGGACAGUGGUCAACAUCACACUGGCUGGACGCCUCUAUCGAGUUGCCCCAGAACAGCUUCGACCUGCUACGCCCUCCGAAGAGGCGAUGGACUCUCUACGCUCGCGUCGCGAGCAGCCGGGGACAUGGACCUUCGGCGACGCCCAGAAGCUGCUCGACCAGAACGAGGUGAUCGAUCUUUCGAACGAGCCCCCGCCUACUGGCGAGGACCUGGCCGCUGACGACGGCGAGUCUGUCAGCGCUCGCACCUUCAAGGGCAACGCGAGCGGGCCCUGGGCCAUUCCUGAAGACGAGGACUGGAAGAGCGACCUCUUCCUGGACCGCGACCUCCAAGGCGACUACGGAAGAAGGGCAAUCCCUGGGCCGAGGCGGCCGAGGUCCAAGACCCUCUCAUACAGCCAGUACAGCCAGAAGCACCGCCAGGCAUUCCACAAGAGGAAGGCCACGAAGCUGCAACCCAUUGCGGUGGACACGGACGACGACCUCGACGAAACGACGGCGCCUGACAUGAACGACAAGCGCCGGCUGCGGUCGCCUGGCUCGACCGAGCCACCUGCUAAGAAGCAGCGGAUCAACGUCGCGACCCAGGAGGCCUUCCCCUACUACCUGCAGGAAGGCAACUUCUACGGGGACUACGCCUAUAGCGUCCAGCAGUACGACGAGACGAAGGAGGAUGACGAGCUCAUCGUGCUGGACAUCCCCGUCAGCAACGAGCACGCGCUCAUGGCCUACAUGGACAACCCUAGAAAUUUCGUGGCAUCACAGGCCCGGAAGGGCCGAGUGGAGGUUUCUUUCAAGACGGCGACGCCUGAGGAAAAGAAGCUGCUACUUGAGGCCCAGCAGAAGGAGUGCACCUCGGUCCUCAGCACGAAGGCUGUCAGGAUCCUCAGCCGCAAGGGGAUCGACCCGGCGCGCCUACUGCGCUGCCGUUUCGUGCUGACCUGGAAGAAGGACGAGCAGGGCAACGUGCUCCGAGGCAAGGCCAGAUUGGUCGUGCUUGGCUUCAGCGACCCCGGCGAGACUGACGAGGAGAAGAGGAAGAUCUACGCCGACCCGCCGAAAGAUGUUCGUCAGGCAUUCGGCAUGAAAGAUGACGAUGUACUACAGUUCCUCAAGCCUAUGUAUGGGUUUGUACAUGCUCCUCGCAAGUGGUGGCUCCAUUUCAAGGACAGGCUCAGAACGCUGAAGCUGGAGAUCGUGCAGUGCGAACCUUGCGUCUGGGUCAUCCGAGACGGCAACAAGAUGGUUGGCAUGGUCAUCCUACACGUCGACGAUAUGAUGAUUGCCGGCGAUCGCAACAACUCGGCCUUUCUCAAGAAGCGUCAGGAGAUUCACCAAGCGUUCGAAUGGACACCCUGGGAGAGCCGAGCGUUCGUGCAGUGUGGCAUCAGCAUUCGACAGAACGAGGAUUAUACCUGCAGCCUCGCACAGGACAGCUACAGCCUGAACGUGGAGCCCAUCAAGAUACGACGUGGGAGGAAACCCACAGAAGGAGUUUCAGACAAGGAGAGAUCAGACCUACGAGGCCGACUUGGUACAGUCGGAUGGCGAGCUCAGCAGUCGGCCCCGUGGCUCAGCGCAGAAGUCUCUCUACUUCAAGCGGAGAUACCUACGGCCACGGUCUCAACCAUCCAGAAGAUCAACAAACUUAUCCGCACCAUGAAUGACACCGCCGACGUAGUCAUGCUCAUCCCGGCCAUUGAGCAGAUUGCCGUGGAUGGCUGCGGCGAUGCAGCAUGGGCCGCCCGUAUCACUGGCGAGUCCCAAGGCGGAGAAAUCGUUGUACUGGCCCCCCUGUCCUUCCUGAGUGGCUCGACAGAGACGGUUGCGCCUAUCUCUUGGAGAUCAUGCAAGCUACCCAGAGUGGCCAGAAGCAGUACGAGUGCGGAGGUCCAGAUGAUGACGGAGACCUUGGACGAGAUCAGUUACGUGCGACUGUUCAUCUACGAGCUGGAGUGCGGUCAAGUGGACUACACCAACAAGCAGCACGUGAACGACGCCAUCUCAUCCUGCCCUGGCGUACUUGUCACAAACGGUAAGUCGGGCUACGACGCGAUCGAGAAGAGUGAGUCAGCUGGUCUCGGACUACGUGACAAGCGGACGAGCAUCGAGUGCUUGGGCAUUCGACAGCAGAAGGAGCAGACGGCCCUCCAGAUACGCUGGGUACACAGCGACGCCAUGUUAGCCGACGGAUUGACCAAGGAUCGUGCCGCCAAGGUCUUGCUGGAGUUCUUCAGAUCAGGCCAACGCUGGAGACUCGUGGACGACCCACUUCACCGCAGUGCCCGGAAGCGCAAGACCGAGGGCCUGGACAAGCUCGACCAUGGCAAGCCGAUCUCAGACGACGACGAGGCUGCUAUGCUGGAGGCCCUGAUCUACUACGCCCGCGACAACCCCGACGAGCAGGAGAGCCCUGCUGGAGAUGCUGCCCUGUGGGGCAUGAUUAAGCCGCUCACGCGCUUUGUGCUUUCUGUGAAUUCAGUUGCCAGAGGCAG